Molecule: messenger RNA, 1968 nt
Organism: Oncorhynchus kisutch (coho salmon)
Lineage: Eukaryota; Metazoa; Chordata; Actinopteri; Salmoniformes; Salmonidae
Gene: ggcta
Product: gamma-glutamylcyclotransferase a
Exons: 4
Coding region: 154-717 (187 amino acids)
Molecular function (GO): gamma-glutamylcyclotransferase activity
Source: RefSeq, a predicted model, not a curated record
GAGAUGAGCCGGACACACUACCCGGAAAAAAGCCGAUUGCAUGAGUAAUAAUGGGCUGUAGCUAAUAUGUAAAUGAUUAAGUAUAUCGCUAUUUAUUUCACUUUUAUUUUAACCUGUGAUCUUUUUAUAUAAUUCAAAGGCUGACAUUCUCGUAUGAUUGGUAACUUGGCUCAUAUCGCAAGGUUUUGCUUAGGAAACAUGGCAGCAACAACAGAUCACUUCAUGUAUUUUGCUUUUGGAAGCAACUUGUUGAAGGAGAGACUUCAGCUGGCGAACCCCUCAGCUAUAUUUCAUUGCACCGGCCGACUGAAGAACUACACAUUGAACUUUGGUCUGUGGGGGGAGCACAUUGAUAACCGUUGGCAUGGAGGAGUAGCAACCAUCGAGCAGAAAGAGGGGGGAGAGGUGUGGGGGGUGGUCUGGAGGAUGAGCAACGACCACCUAGCCAGCCUGGACCAGCAGGAGGGGGUGGACAUGGGUAUGUACUUCCCCUUAGAGGUGACAGUGGAGACAGACAACGGGGCACUGCUCUGUAGAACGUACCAGAUGAACCGCUUCCACGCCUGUCCCCCCUCGCCACAAUACAAACAGGUGGUGUGUUUAGGAGCCCAGCAGAACGGUCUACCAGUGCAGUACAUGAGGAGACUAGAGGAGGUUCAGACCAACAACUACAGCGGCCCUUCUAUCCUGGACAAGAUCUCACAGGUCAUUAAGUAAUUCUGAUAUUUUUUUCCACUAAUUGGUCUUUUGAUUUGGUGUUUUGACCAAUCGGAUCAGCUCUGAAAAAAUCUGAUGUGAUUAGUGGAAAAAAUAUCAGAAUUGGACUGCCUGUGUAAACGUAGCCAGAAUCCAUCUGAAAUGACAACCAAUUGAGCUCUGGUCAAAAGUAGUGCACUAUAUAGGGUGCCAUUUUGGACAAACACACAGACAGGCACCAUAAAGACUAAUGCAUGUGAUGUGGCUUUGGAGAGAUUUGAUGACGAAUGGUUCAAUUGAAAUGGAAUGGGGCCUUUGAGAGAAAUGGGAGAUGUUGUAAUGUAUUUAAUAGAUGUAUACUGAAUGAAAUCAGUUACUUCAGAAAUCAAUUGAUUUAAUGUAAAUUGUUAUUCUUUGUUUCUUAAGAAGCGUCUGAAGGAUCUCUGCUCCCCAAACUGUAUCUGGUCCAAUUGUCUUUUCAACUAAACAUAAUUUUGUAGUCAUUAAUGACGAUGUAUAUACAGAAUUAUCACCAUAGUGUCCCAGUACAAAUUCUGGAGUUUUAUUUGUGCUUUAGUUUUUACUUAAUUCAACGAAUACAAACUUGUGAUAUAUAUAUAUAUAUAUAUAUAUAUAUAUAUAUAUAUAUAUAUAUAUAUAUAACAAAGAUGCUUGAGUAAAUUAAAGGUGUGUUUUAAAUCAAAUGUUAACAUUUCUGCUGGAUUUGCUGUAUGCUACCUAGAUUUUACACAACCACAGAAAUAAAGCAAUGAACCAACAGAAGAUGUGAUUUCAUAAUUGACAUAAAUGUGUGUAAUUGAGACUCAAAAUUAGCAGCAUGUUUCAGUCACAGCGCUUACAAUUGUCUAAAUUCCCUCACUCCGCAGCAUUGUCAUACAGUAAUAUGAAUCAAUGAAUGUAUGCCCCCCCCAAUCCCAGAUUCCACAAUACUCACUCAAAUCUGAGAGGAUUAGAUCACUGGAGGUGAUGGUCGUGCUACCCUGCUCAGACGUUGCAUGCUUCAACCAAUGGUUGCGUGCCACGUCAUCGACUGCAGUCGGGCACCAGAACUCUGCUCUUUUAGCAGUCUACCAACACUCUCAGAAGACCCAUAACCCAUAAUGGUCUCUAAAUGUGCGUUUAAGUGUAUAUUCAGGUUAUCCCGUUUAGUCUUUUAGCAAGUGAGUGAGGCAAACCAGUAGUGAUGUGGGGAAAAUGUAUACAGUUACAUAUCGUGAUAUUUUGGACGAUAUUAUCAAUAUUUGACUCCAA